UGCCGUUCAGUUGAAGAGCAUGUGCUGUCUUUAACCAGAGAUGUCAGUCCCUCGUUUUGGCUGCACAACUAUGCAUUCAGAAAGCACCAUUCUAGUGUUCUUCCUGCUCAUCUCUCCAGGUGUAUCUAACUCAGAUUGGAAAGUGGACUUUGAUUCCAACAAAUGUGUCCCCCAGAAUUCCUCAGUAGAUAUCAGUUGCUCCUACACAUAUCCCCAUGGUUACACACCCCUGAAAUCAAUUUGGUUUGAAAAUAACACCCCGAAGGAUUUUAGCGAUGCAAAUAGGAUUGACAGAUUGACAUAUCUGGGGGACAAAAGACAUAACUGCACCCUGAGAAUUACAGAUGUGAGAGACAGUGAUGCUGGAUCAUACAAGUUCAGGUUUGAAACAGAUAAAUCAGACGGGAAAUGGACAAGUCAAUCAACAUUCACUCUGUCUGUCACAGCUCUGCUGGUAGAGAUGAAUCCCCCCACAGUGAAAGAGGGACAGAGUGUGACUCUGACAUGCCGCUCCUCGUGUCCUGAUGACUCCAACCCCAGCUACAUCUGGUACCACAACACACGGCCUGUAAACAGCCAGCCGGCAAUAGGUGGCAACACACUGACUCUGAGCUCAGUGAGUCUGGCAAACUCUGGACGUUACUCCUGUGCUCUUAGAGGACAUGAGGAUCACCCUUCCCCCUCAGUUUGUGUAAAUUGUUGGAGUGUGACAUACCCUGAUCAGAGUAUCUGUGCUGUGAAAGGAUCCUCAGUUGACCUGGGAUGUUCUUACUCAUAUCUGAAUGAUGUUCAAGUUACUGAAGCAUUCUGGCAUAGACCAGAUUCUAAAGAAGAUCUUGGUACGAAGCCAGAAUACGCUAACCGUGUGAAGUACCUCGGGAACAAAGAAAGCGACUGUACUCUGAGAAUAGAAGAUUUGCACGAGAGUGAUGCAGGAGAAUAUCGAUUCAGGUUUCUAACUACGGAUCCCAUCGUACAGUUCUCUGCAAGUCCAGGUGUCACCAUCUCAGUUGCAACUCUGGAGGUAAACAUGAGUCCUACCACUGUGACAGAGGGACAGCAAGUGGUCCUGACUUGCCGCUCCUCAUGUCCUGAUGACUCCAACCCCAGCUACAUCUGGUACCACAACACACGGCCUGUUACCCAACAGCCCUCAAUCAGUCACAACACACUGACACUGAGUUCAGUGAGUCUGGCAAACUCUGGCCGUUACUCCUGUGCUCUGAGAGGACAUGAGGAUCACCCUUUAACGUUAAUCUGUGUAAAUUGCUGGAGUGUGACAUACACUCAUCAGAGUAUCUGUGCUGUGAAAGGAUCCUUAGUAGAUUUGGGCUGCUCUUACUCAUAUCUGAAUGAUGUUCAAGUUACUGAGGCAUUCUGGCAUAGACCAGAUUCUGAAAAAGAUCUUGGCACGAAGCCAGAAUAUGAAAAUCGUGUGAGGUACCUUGGAAACAAAGAAAGUGACUGUACCCAGAGAAUAGAAGAUCUGCGGUUCAGUGAUGCAGGAGAAUAUCGAUUCAGGUUUCUAACUACAGAUCCCAUCAUACAGUUCUCUGCAAGUCCGGGUGUCACUAUCUCAGUUCCAACUCUGCGAGUAGAGAUGAGUCCCACUACAGCAAUAGAGGGACAGAGUGUGACUCUGACCUGCAGACCUUCCUGUGACCCUGGUAGCGGCAUCACCUUCAUCUGGUAUAAGCCUGUGACCAGUCAACCGAUAAUCAGUGGCAACACUCUGACUCUGAGCUCAGUCAGUAAGACAGAUGCAGGCAGUUACUCCUGUGCUCUGAAAGGACUUGAGAAUCAUCCUUCCCCUUCAGCCUGUGUUCUAAAUUGCUGGAGUGUGACCUACACUCAUCAGAGUGUCUGUGCUGCGAAAGGAUCGUCAGUAGAACUGGGCUGUUCUUACUCGUAUCCAAAUUAUGUUAAUGUCACUGAAACAUUCUGGCAUAAACCGGACGAUAGAUUGGAUCUUAGUACAAAGCCAAAAUAUGCAAAUCGUACCAAAUAUCUCGGAAACAAAGACAAUGGCUGUCCCCUGAGAAUAGAAGAUCUGCAGGAGAGUGAUACAGGAGAAUAUCAAUUCAGGUGUCUGACCACUAAACCUGGGGGCCGAAUGUCUGGAAUGCCAGGUGUCAUUAUGUCAGUUUCAACUCUGGAGGUAAACACGAGUCCUACCACUGUGACAGAGGGACAGCAAGUGGUCCUGACAUGCCGCUCCUCAUGUCCUGAUGACUCCAACCCCAGCUACGUCUGGUACCACAAUAGACUGCUUGUAAACAGCCAGCCGGCACUCACGAACAACACUCUGACUCUGAGUUCAGUGAGUCUGGCAAACUCUGGCCGUUACUCCUGUGCUCUGAGAGGACAUGAGGAUCACCCUUCACCGUUAAUCUGUGUAAACUGCUGGAGUGUGACAUACACUCAUCAGAGUAUCUGUGCUGUGAAAGGAUCCUCAGUAGACCUGGGCUGUUCGUACUCAUAUCUGAAUGACGUUCAAGUUACUGAAGCAUUCUGGCAUAGACCAGAUUCUGAAGAAGAUCUUAGCACGAAGCCGGAAUACGCAAAUCGUGUGAAGUACCUUGGAAACAAAGAAAGUGACUGUACCCAGAGAAUAGAAGAUCUGCGGUUCAGUGAUGCAGGAGAAUAUCGAUUCAGGUUUUUAACUACGGAUCCCAUUGUACAGUUCUCUGCAAGUCCAGGUGUCACCAUCUCAGUUCCAACUCUGAGGGUAGAGAUGAGUCCCACUACAGCGACAGAGGGACAGAGUGUGACUCUGACCUGCAGACCUUCCUGUGAUCCUGGUAGUGACAUCACCUUCAUCUGGUAUAAACCUGUGACCAGCCAACCGAUAAUCAGUGGCAACACUCUGACUCUGACCUCAGUCAGUAAGACAGAUGCAGGCAGUUACUCCUGUGCUCUGAAAGGACUUGAGAAUCAUCCUUCCCCUUCAGCCUGUGUUCUAAAUUGCUGGAGUGUGACCUACACUUAUCAAAGUGUCUGUGCUGCGAAAGGUUCAUCAGUAGACCUGGGCUGUUCGUACUCUUAUCCAAAUGAUGUUAAUGUCACUGAAACAUUCUGGCAUGAACCAGAUGAUCUAAUGGAUCUUAGUACAAAGCCAGAAUAUGCCAACCGUACCAAAUAUCUCGGAAACAAAGAAAGCAACUGUGCCCUGAGAAUAGAAGAUCUGCAGGAGAGUGAUACAGGAGAAUAUCAAUUCAGGUGUCUGACCACUAAAUCUGGGGGCCGAAUGUCUGGAAUGCCAGGUGUCAUUAUGUCAGUUUCAACUCUGGAGGUAAACAUGAGUCCUACCACUGUGAAAGAGGGACAGAGUGUGACUCUGACAUGCCGCUCCUCAUGUCCUGAUGACUCCAACCCCAGCUACAUCUGGUACCACAACACACGGCCUGUUACCCAACAGCCCUCAAUCAGUCACAACACACUGACACUGAAUUCAGUGAGUCUGGCAAACUCUGGCCGUUACUCCUGUGCUCUGAGAGAACAUGACGAUUAUCCUUCACCAUUAGUCUGUGUAAAUUGCUGGAGUGUGACAUACACUCAUCAGACUAUCUGUGCAGUGAAAGGAUCCUCAGUAGACCUGGGCUGUUCUUACUCAUAUCUGAAUGACGUUCAAGUUACUGAAGCAUUCUGGCAUAGACCGGAUUCUGAAGAAGAUCUUGGCACAAAGGCAGACUACACAAAUCGUGUGAAGUACCUUGGAAACAAAGAAAGUGACUGUACUCAGAGAAUAGAAGAUCUGCGGUUCAGUGAUGCAGGAGAAUAUCGAUUCAGGUUUUUAACUACAGAUCCCAUUGUACGGUUCUCUGCAAGUCCAGGUGUCACCAUCUCAGUUCCAACUCUGAGGGUAGAGAUGAGUCCUACUACAGCGACAGAGGGACAGAGUGUGACUCUGACCUGCAGACCUUCCUGUGAUCCUGGUAGUGACAUCACCUUCAUCUGGUAUAAGCCUGUGAUCAGCCAACCGAUAAUCAGUGGCAACACUCUGACUCUGAGCUCAGUCAGUAAGACAGAUGCAGGCAGUUACUCCUGUGCUCUGAAAGGACUUGAGAAUCAUCCUUCCCCUUCAGCCUGUGUUCUAAAUUGCUGGAGUGUGACCUACACUUAUCAGAUUGUCUGCGCUGCGAAAGGUUCAUCAGUAGACCUGGGCUGUUCGUACUCGUAUCCAAAUGAUGUUAAUGUCACUGAAACAUUCUGGCAUGAACCAGAUGAUCUAAUGGAUCUUAGUACAAAGCCAAAAUAUGCAAAUCGUACCAAAUAUCUCGGAAACAAAGAAAGCAACUGUGCCCUGAGAAUAGAAGAUCUACAGGAGAGUGAUACAGGAGAAUAUCAAUUCAGGUGUCUGACCACUAAAUCUGGGGGCCGAAUGUCUGGAAUGCCAGGUGUCAUUAUGUCAGUUUCAACUCUGGAGGUAAACAUGAGUCCUACCACUGUGACAGAGGGACAGCAAGUGGUCCUGACUUGCCGCUCCUCGUGUCCUGAUGACUCCAACCCCAGCUACAUCUGGUACCACAACAAACUGCCUGUAAACAGCCAGCCGGCACUCACUAAGAACACUCUGACUCUGAGCUCAGUGAGUAAGGCAAACUCUGGCCGUUACUCCUGUGCUCUGAGAGAACAUGACGAUUAUCCUUCACCCUUACUCUGUGUAAAUUGCUGGAGUGUGACAUACACUCAUCAGAGUAUCUGUGCUGUGAAAGGAUCCUCAGUAGACCUGAGCUGUUCUUACUCAUAUCUGAAUGAUGUUCAAGUUACUGAAGCAUUCUGGCAUAGACCAGACUCUGAAGAAGAUCUUAGUACAAAGCCAGAAUACGCAAAUCGUGUGAAGUACCUUGGGAACAAAGAAAGUGACUGCACCCUGAGAAUAGAAGGUCUGCGGGAGAGUGAUGCAGGAGAAUAUCGAUUCAGGUUUCUAACUACGGAUCUCAUCGUACAGUUCUCUGCAAGCCCGGGUGUCACUAUCUCAGUUCCAACUCUGCGAGUAGAGAUGAGUCCUACAGCAACAGAGGGACAGAGUGUGACUCUGACCUGCAGACCUUCCUGUGAUCCUGGUAGUGACAUCACCUUCAUCUGGUAUAAGCCUGUGACCAGCCAACCGAUAAUCAGUGGCAACACUCUGACUCUGAGCUCAGUCAGUAAGACAGAUGCAGGCAGUUACUCCUGUGCUCUGAAAGGACUUGAGAAUCAUCCUUCCCCCUCAGCCUGUGUUAUAAAUUGCUGGAGUGUGACCUACACUCCUCAGAGUGUCUGUGGUUUGAAAGCAUCAUCAGUAGACCUGGGCUGUUCAUACUCAUAUCCAAAUAAUGUUAAUGUCACUGACACAUUCUGGCAUAAACCAGAUGAUAGAUUGGAUCUUGGUACGAAGCCGGGAUAUGAAAAUCGUACCAAGUACCUCGGAGAUAAGGAAAGCAACUGUGCCCUGAGAAUAGAACAUCUGCAAGAGAGUGAUGCAGGAGAAUAUCAAUUCAGAUUUCUGACGAAUGACCCAAGUGGAAAAUUCUCUGGAGUGCCAGGUGUCACUGUCUCAAUUUCAACUCUACAGGUAGAGAUGAGUCACACCACAGUGACGGAGGGAGAGAGUGUGACUCUGACCUGCAGACCUUCCUGUGACAUUGGUGGCAACCCCGCCUUCAUCUGGUAUAGGAACCGCCAGCACAUCGCCAACCAACUCAAGACAUUUACUAUCAACCCAGUGAGGAUCACUGACUCUGGCCGUUAUUCCUGUGCUGUACAGGGAAAUGAGAAUUAUCAGUCACCUGCAGAGACCCUGGUUGUCCAGUACUCUCCCAAGAACACCUCUGUAUCGAUCAGUCCUCCUGGUAACAUUGUGGAAGGGGAUUCAGUGACUCUGACCUGCAGCAGUGAUGCCAACCCACCAGUGCACACCUACACCUGGUACAAGAUCAACAGCAAUGACACUGUCGUAGGAUCAGGACAAAACUAUGGCCUCAACAUCACCACACGUGCCAUAGGAUCCGGACAGACCUACAACUUCAACAAGAUAAACCCAGAGGACAGCGGACAAUACCGAUGUAGAGGGACAAAUAUAAUUGGAUACAGUGUCUCUCUGUCAUUGAAAGUGACUGUUUUAUACUCUCCAAGGAACACCUCUGCAUCAGUUAGCCCUCCUGGUAACAUAGUGGAAGGGGAUUCAGUGACUCUGACCUGCAGCAGUGAUGCCAACCCACCUGUGCACAACUACACCUGGUACAAAAUUGGAACGGGUGAAACUACCGUAGGAACAGCACGACAUUACAAUGUCAGCGAGAUAAGACCAGAGGACAAUGGACAUUACUACUGUCGAGUGGAGAACUCGAUUGGAUCCAGUAACUCCACCAUAUUGCAUGUAAAUGUGUCCUAUUCGCCAAGGAACACACUUGUAUCAAUCAUCCCCACUGGUCACAUAGAUGAAGGGAAUUCAGUGACACUGACCUGCACCAGUGAUGCCAACCCACCAGUGCACACCUACACCUGGUAUAAUGUUAACAGAAAAAAACCUAUAGGAUCGGGACAAAAUUACAUUAUCAACCAUAUAAGAGCAGGUGACUCGGGACAGUACUACUGCAGAGUGGAGAACUCGAUUGGAUCUAGUAACUCUGCACUAUCGCAUGUAAAUGUGUUCUAUUCCCCAAGGUACACUUCUGCCUCAAUCUUCCCCUUUGGCAAUAUAAAGGAAGGAGACUCAGUGACUCUGACCUGCAGCAGUCAUGCCAACCCACCGAUAAGCAACUACACCUGGUACAAGAUCAACAGGACUGAAAUGAUUGGAUCAGGAAAAAACUAUGGCAUCAUCAACGUACAUCCAGAAGACUCUGGGGAAUACUACUGCAGAGUGGAGAACACUGUUGGAUACAGCAAAUCUCUAUCAUUGCAUGUAAAUGUUUUAUAUCCCCCAAAGAACAUACUGGUGUCGGUCAGCCCCACUGGUAACAUAGCGGAAGGGGAUUCAGUGACUCUGACGUGCAGCAGCGAUGGUGCCAACCCACCAGCAAUCACCUACACCUGGUACAAGACCAACGGCAGUGGGACGGCGCCCAUUGGAUUCGGACAAGCCCAUGGCAUCAUCAAGACGACCAGAGAGGACACUGGCCAAUACUACUGCAGAGGGACCAACUCGGUUGGAUUCAAUGAUUCUACAGCGCUGUCCAUUGAUGUCUUCUACUCUCCAAGGAACACUUCUGCAUUGAUCAGCCCUCCUGGUAACAUAGUGGAAGGGGAUUCAGUGACUCUGACCUGCAGCAGUGAUGCCAACCCACCAGUAGUCAACUACACCUGGUACAAGAUCAACAGCAGUGACACUGCCAUAGGAUCAGGUCAAAACUAUGACAUCAUCAAGAUAACCACAGAGGACACUGGACAGUACUGCUGUAGAGGGACAAAUAUAAUGGGAUACAGUGACUCUCUGUCAUUGAAUGUGACUGUUUUGUACUCUCCAAGGAACACCUCUGCAUCAGUUAGCCCUCCUGGUAACAUUGUGGAAGGGGAUUCAGUGACUCUGACCUGCAGCAGUGAUGCCAACCCACCAGUGCACACCUACACCUGGUACAAGACCAACAGCAAUGACACUGUCGUAGGAUCAGGACAAAACUAUGAUAUCAUCAACAUCACUACAGAGGACAGUGGACAAUACUACUGUAGACCGGACAACUCAGUUGGAUUUCAUCAUUCUACACUGAUGUCCGUUGAUGUUUUAUACCCCCCAAAGACCACAUCGCUGGUGCUUAGCCCUCGAUCGUCAGAGGAACAUUCAGUGACUCUGGCCUGCAACAGUGAUGCCAACCCAUCAGUUCACACCUACACCUGGUACAAGAAGACUGAAAGUGGACCUGUUCUUCAAGAUACAGGGAAUACCAGUAGCUUAGUGUUGGGGACUGGAGACGAGGGGUUUUACUAUUGUGUCGCACGCAAUCAGUAUGGCUCUCACUACUCUCCUGACGUUGAAGUGACAUUUCCAGUUCCAGCUGGCCUGUAUGCAGCUGUGGGGAUUUUGCUGCUUGUGGCUGUCAUGGUGGGAAUGGUGCUUGUGUUUGUGUAUAGAAGAAGGAGACAGCCAUCCACUUGCAAUACAAGCCAGAAUGUGUACGAUACACAGGGAGACUGUAGCCCAAUCUACGACGACCUCCACAUGACAGAGCUGUCC
Engraulis encrasicolus (European anchovy) is the source of this 8155-nucleotide messenger RNA. Its product is annotated as sialoadhesin-like. The record is from RefSeq and is a predicted model, not a curated record. The transcript is spliced from 33 exons. Lineage: Eukaryota; Metazoa; Chordata; Actinopteri; Clupeiformes; Engraulidae. The annotation marks the transcript as partial.